Zeugodacus cucurbitae (melon fly) is the source of this 4050-nucleotide messenger RNA. It is a transcript of the gene Ifrd1, whose product is annotated as interferon-related developmental regulator 2. The transcript is spliced from 5 exons. NCBI's taxonomy places the organism in Eukaryota, Metazoa, Arthropoda, Insecta, Diptera, Tephritidae. The coding region runs from base 1569 to 2849 and encodes 426 amino acids. The record is from RefSeq and is a predicted model, not a curated record.
CUUCCAUUGCUUUUUCAUUCGUGUAAAUGAAUUGAUUGAGUUAACAACGUGUGGCAUUUUAUUUCGCAAUCGGUGUAUAAUUAUUGAUCAAAUCUAUAACUAAUAAAAAUUUGCAAUUGCAAAAUUGUUAGCAAUAUUCGAAACGCGGUGAAUGUAAAAAUUUUUCGCAUUUCACAAAGUUGUUAAAAGCACAGUGACGCGCGGUGACGAACGACCUUGUGAAGUUCGACAACGAAGUGAAAUACCAACUUCGGGGAAGGAAAAUAUUUCACAAUAAUUUUUUUUUUCGAAAUUACCGAACACAAUUGUACGGGUGCAAACAUUUAGAAACUUUAAACAAAAGAGCAGACGGUAGAUGUGUAAGAAUUAACAUAAAUUUACCUGCUAUUGAAUUUUCGCGUUAACGCCCCUCUUCGACGCGGAGGUGGUUCAGCUGGUCGAUACGAAGAUUACAUUCUACCAUUUCUGUGUAGUGCAGUGAAUAAGUCGGAUCGGUUAUCUGGUGGACAAACAGAGACAGAAUUUAUCAGCAACUCGAAAUUUGCGAUUAAUCAUGAAAUUUGUUGCAACAACAAAAGCACAACUACAACAACAAAAUAAAAAGCAUUAUUCAUUGAAAUUCACUGAAGCUGAGCAAGAAUCGAAACGUAUAAAUAAUUUUCACGCGGUCAAUUUGGGAACAUUGGACAACGUGAGUUUGUGUAGUGCAGUGAAAUUUGCGAAAGUAAAAAAUCAGCAACAAAUAAACGAAUAUAAAAAGUUUUCUACUAUUUAUAAAAAUUGGAAGAAUCAAAACUUUUACAUAGCUACGUCUUGAUUAAGUGCAACUUUAAAACAAUUUACCCUAUCCAAAAUUAAUUGGAAUUAAAACCCCGAUCCUAUCAACCUUUGAAAAUUAAUUAAAAAAAAAAAUAUAUGUAAUAAACAAACAAUUUUGGACAACUUAAGAAAUCAAAUUUAAAUACACAAGACAACCUCAUAAAUUUCUACAAGUUGUAAAAAGUGAGCAAAUUUAACUAGAAAUAUAGUAUAUUAAAUAUAAUUUAAAAUUUAACCAAACUAAAUUUUAAACAAGCGCGUAAAAGCAAAAAAUUAGUAGAGCAGCAAAACGCUAAAUAACCGCGUGUUGUGCUGUCAAUCCUUUCAUAAAAGAGUCAACGCUAGUCUCUUGCAGUCAGUCGUUCAUCAUUGCUCACGCUUUGUGCUGUACCUCCGUAGUGGUGGAAGAAAUUGAAGAAGAGAACGUGCGCGCCAACCUCUUUCAUCAAAAGCGUGCAGGAAAUUAUCUAAAACUGCAAAAGCAGGAAGCAAACAACAUAGCAGAACAAGGUACUACAACAGGCAUAAAUAGUUUUUGUGUAUCCUUGUCAACGCAAGCGAAAUUUCAAUACACUUCCGCUUCCUUAUCAAUUUUAAACGAUAAACAGCGGUAUUUUGUGAAAAGAACGGCGGGUAUUAUUACUGGUAGUACGAUUUCUACCAACUCUACAACGGCUUCAUUGUGCUCAUUCAAAAUUUCCGCUACAUCGCCUAAAUCUAAACGCAAGACGUCGAAUAAAGACAAGAAAAUGCCGCGACGCAACAAGAAAGGUGGCAAAGGCCGCAACGGUGACUCCAACUCCGAGGACGAGUCCUUCAACGACAAUGCUAGCGUGUAUUCUUUCGUUUCCGAGAAUGCACCCUCAUCCAUAAAUGGUAAUGAUAUGGAUGAGCUCUCAUCGAACGAACGUUUCGAGGAGAAAUUCAUGCAAGCGCUGGAAAAUGCCACUGAAAAAUCGGCACAGACACGCACCACAGCUUUGCAGAAUAUCUGUGAGAUACUCAUGCAUCGGUAUAUGCCCGAUUUCGUGGACGAUCGCAAGGUGACACUGAUCGAUUGUAUCGAGAAGUCGAUACGACGUGGCAAGGGUGCCGAACAAUCGUGUGCGGCACGUCUAGCACCACUGGUGGUGCUGCAAUUGGGUGGUGAUGUUGAGAUCUCAAAGGAAUUGAAUCAGUGUCUGUUGACCACCGUGCAGGAUAAGGCUGUCUCAUUCGAUGCACGCGCCAAAUGCUGCACCGCUUUGGGGCUAUUGAAUUUCCUCGGUGGCGAGGAUAUUGGUGAUCUUAUUACGUUGAUGCAAUUUUUCGAAGGCAUUUUCAGCGCCAGCUAUUUGCGUGGCGAUGAAAAAUCGCCAGUAUCGGUAAAUGCCGAAGCAGGCACUUUGCAUGCCGAAGCGCUAUCCGCUUGGGGCUUGCUGCUGACACUCAUACCGUCGGGUGAUUUCGUGUCACUCAUGACCAAUGGACAACCGAUGUUGCCAUCUGUGAAAAAAUUAAUGGGUCUCUUGCAGUCGCCACAUUUGGAUGUGCGCAUUGCAGCUGGCGAAACCUUAGCUUUGAUACUUGAGUGCGGUCGUGCACAUGAUAAGGACUUCUUGGAAGAGUAUCUGGGUGAUUUGAUCGAUGCUGUUAAACAGCUUGCAACUGAUUCGCAUAAAUAUCGCGCCAAGCGUGAUCGCAAAGCUCAACGCGCUACAUUCCGUGAUGUGCUGCACUAUUUGGAGGAGGAUACAUCACCCGAAAUCAACAUACGCUUCGGCACUGAGUGCCUGCUAUUGGAUUCCUGGGCCAUACAUCAUCAAUAUUCGGCGCUGUGCACCAUUAUGGGUCCAGGUAUGACCUCACAGCUGCAGGAGAACGAUUUCAUACGCGACAUCUUUCAAUUGGGCGCCAAACUCGUCGAUGACGGACACGUUAAAACCAAACAAUCCAAGCUGGAGCGCCACUUAUUAAACGCCGCCGCCUUCAAGGCACGCACAAUAACGCGUGGCAAGAAUCGCGACAAACGCUGCAGUUAUAAUUACUAAGCGCAGCCUAAUUGCUAGAUAGAAGAAAAAAAGAACGCUUAAAUUAAGUAAAACAGAAAAAGAAACAUAUUUUGGAGAACACAAACAACUGCGGCGUGCAGUGGAGCGCGUGGAGGCCAGCAGUUUUGCAGUUUGAACUGUGGCGCAUAUGGCGGAUGGUUGCUGAUACUUGUGUUUGACUAGGCGCUGCUCUUGCAUGCAGCAAGCGUAAAAUGUAGGCUUUAAAGCAACAGCAGCAGGAGAACUGAUUGCUAUAAUCUUUCUUUAACCUUGUUGUUGCUUCAGCAUUUUUACAUUUUUCGCUAUUGCAUGCUACAGCAGCGUCGCCUGCGCAGUGGGUGUACGCGUAUGCGCCACUUUUUGUAACAUUUGUUGACACGUUUCUUGAAACGUUCAACGCAUUGCUGAAUUUUCGUGUACGGUCACAUUGGCGCUCAACUAUUUCAACUUGAAUUUAUUGCAACGAAUACUACGUGUACACAAGAUUAAAUGCAAAUCUUAUAAUUAACUUAAAUUUAUGUAGCAAUUUUAUGAUGAAAAAACAACAACAAAAUAUAACAUACCACUUACAAAAACAAUAUACAUACAUAUAAACUUAUAUAUAAUAAAAUAUAAAAGGAAUGCUAGUUGAAAUUUAUUUAGUUUUUAAACAUGUUUACUUACAUACAUACAUACUUACUUAUAUACAGAAAACAUGCGCUAUACGAACUACAAUGUUCCAUUUCUUUUUUAAAUUAAAUUAAAUUCCACAAGUCAUAACCUAUAAAAUUACAAACAAACAAAUAUUUGAUUACUUUAAAAUAACUUAUAAAAUUACAAAAAAACAAAUAUUUGAUUAUUUUAAACUUUAUCAUAUUAUUAGAGAAAACUAUUUUCAACUUUUUAUACUACAAAAUGCAUAUAUUUUGCUUCAAAUAACUUUGGCUUAAAUAUUCUGUUGCUGAAUUAAUUUUAAAAACCUGUAACCAAUGAAAUAAAAAAUAAAAACGUUAAUGAAAUGUUGAAAGCAUUAAAAUUCUUCAAAAAAAUAAUAAUAAAGAAACCCAUGUGUACAUAGGGUUAUGUGUGUAUCAUAUAAGCACAAGUGAGAGCGCUUGAAAGCAUUAAAAUUCUUCAAAAAAAUAAAAAUAAACACAUGUGUACAUAGGUUUAUGUGUGUAUCAUAUAUGCACAAGUGAGAGCGCUUAGCUUAAAUAAUUCU